AUGCGGACGAAAUUGAUACAGAACUCACAUGUCAAGAACCAUUUACGUAUUUUACCAUUUUAUCAUUAGACCCGGAUAGAGCCGAAAUCAAAAUCGGGUCAUUAGAUAUCUUCUUCUUCACCCGACAUGCUCGAGCUGUCUGCACUUCUUCUCUCUCCUCCGCCAAUUGCAACUCACUUUAUCUCAUACACGCAUACAUACAGAAACAUGGCAUCUUUGAUGUCGUUUCUCUCUCUACCUCCUCUCAGGCUCUCUCCUCCACAGCAACCCCCAAGAAUCGUCUCUUCGACCACUUAUCACACCUCUCCACUUGCGUCCAUGGCCGUCCAACAGCCAGAUAAACCCACUUCAAAACCCACCAAGACUCUCUCUCCUCCGCCAACUUCAGAAACUACCCCACCCACAACCACGACAUCGAACACCCUUCCUCCCAAAAAGGUUCUAAUUCCAAUUGGGUUUGGUACGGAGGAAAUGGAAGCCGUGAUAAUGAUUGAUGUCCUGCGCCGAGCUGGUGCUGAUGUCACUGUGGCCUCGGUUGAUCCUCAGCUUGAAAUCAAAGCUUCUGGCGGUACUAAGCUGAUUGCUGAUGCAUCCAUCUCGGCUUGUUGGAAUGAAACUUAUGAUCUUGUUGCUUUGCCUGGUGGAAUGCCUGGCUCUGUAACCUUGAGAGAUUGUGAGGUACUCCAUAAAAUUACAUGCAAACAAGCUGAGGAGAAAAGAUUAUACGGUGCUAUUUCUGCUGCUCCAGCAGUCACACUUCUGCCAUGGGGUCUCCUCAAAAGAAAAGAGAUGACUGGUCACCCGCAAUUUAUGGGCAAGCUCCCAACCCUCUGGAAAGUAGAAUCAAAAAUCCAAGUUUCAGAUGAGCUAACUACAAGCCGGGGCCCGGGUACUUGUUUUGAGUUUGCUAUAUCAUUGGUGGAGCAGCUGUUUGGGGAGUCUGUUGCUGUGGAAGUCGCAAAAUUGUUGCUAAUGGAUGCUACCAAGGAAGAUCCUAGAAAGGAAGAAUUCAAUGGAGUUGAGUGGACAGUUGGCCACACCCCUCAUGUGCUUAUCCCAGUUGCAAAUGGAUCUGAAGCAGCUGAAAUAGUUACAAUUGCUGACAUUCUACGUCGAGCAAAGGUGGAUGUUGUGAUUGCUUCGGUCGAAAAAUCUGUGAAGAUUUUGGCGUCGCAAGGCACAAAGAUCGUUGCAGACAAGUUGAUUGGAAAAGCUGCAGAAUCAAUAUAUGACUUGAUCAUCCUACCGGGAGGAUUUGUGGGGACAGAGAGGCUGCACAAAUCGAGGGUUCUAAAGAAGCUGCUAAAAGAACAAGAAUCAUCCGGCAGGAUAUAUGGAGCAAUCUGUUCUUCAUCUGAAAUCCUGCAUAGACAAGGGUUACUGAAGGGUAAGAGAGCAAUGGACAGUGCAAGAGUGGUUAUUGAUGGGAAAGUGAUCACAAGCAGGGGACUUUCCACCACUACUGAGAUGGCCUUGGCUAUCGUGAGCAAGCUUUUUGGCCAUACAAGAGCUUGGAGUGUAGCAGAAAGUCUUGUUUUUGAGUAUCCGAGGGAGCGAAAAGAUUAGCGUAAACUUUGAAGUUGCUGAGAUUCUAAAUGCCCACAUCCAAGAAACGUGGAGGGAUUUUCAUAUUCCCAAGUCAGUCAACCAUGGAAUGAAAGAAAGCUGUCAUUUUUGUGGUUGGUUAUACGAGAAGUAAGUCACUCUCCAUUCACCGGAAAGAUUGCAUGGAGAAUACAGAAUGUUCACGAGUAAGGGUUCAAUUGUAUUGUGCUGGUCAGACGACCUGGAAGUUCUGCACAUAUCCCAAGAUGAGAUCUACUGUGACUGGUUACUAAACCUUUGCUCCUUGUUAGAAAGCAAUGCAGAGUUUUGUAUGUGAUACCCAUCUGCUAAACAGAUCUUGACCUUUAAGGUACCAUUGUAUUUGCUACUACCCCGUGCAAUCAUUUAAAUGCACCCCUUUCCUUGAUGAUGAUGAUGAUGAUGCAGUUUCCAUUUAUCAACAA
Molecule: messenger RNA, 2009 nt
Organism: Rhododendron vialii
Lineage: Eukaryota; Viridiplantae; Streptophyta; Magnoliopsida; Ericales; Ericaceae
Product: protein DJ-1 homolog C
Exons: 8
Coding region: 127-1566 (479 amino acids)
Biological process (GO): protein deglycation, glyoxal removal; guanine deglycation, glyoxal removal
Cellular component (GO): cytosol; nucleus
Molecular function (GO): protein deglycase activity
Source: RefSeq, a predicted model, not a curated record